AUGGAGCUAGAUCCGGUGAACGUGAACGAUCCGGUGAAUGUGAACGAUCCGAACUCCAAGUACGGGAUCGGCCAGGAACGAAGCACGGUCGAUACAAGUGCUGUCAAGUCCAAUUUGAAUACCGUUGCGUCUUCUUCCAGUAGAGAUGCACUUUCGUUUUUCAAUUACCACGAGUUCUUGGUGAACGACUAUAAUCUGAUUCUGGGGUCCCGCUCGUCGCUCUUGUCGUCGUCGACGUCCCCUGUCGAUGCUCAGACCACCAAACAUCGAACAAAAGCCAUAGUGAUCAACCAUUUCCCCAAUAACCAUGUUGCUACGUCUUCUGCCACUUAUAAGUCUACGAGAGUGAUACGAAUCCCACGGGAGUUCCACAGCCACGAGCUCGGAUACAUGAUCCCCCAAUUCUCCACCUAUUGGCCCGGUCAGGAACCGGCUGCACUAUUAGACCAAAGUCAAGACCCAUACGAAUUCCACCCCGUAGGAGAAUUCGAUGACCAUAGUCUCUUCGGGGCUACAUCGAUAACCCCAUUGGAGGCCGGGCUAAUCACUCCUCAAGAGUUUAAUACCAUUAUCACAAAGAUUAAUCAUUUGUUAUUACAAGCAUUCAACCCUUUCAGUCUUGCCAAUCUCUUGGAAAAUUUUCUCGACCUUAUAACCGGCACAUUUUACUCCAGGAUAUUCAGCAGAUAUGUCCUACGAAACUACUCCCAGAGAAAGCUCUUGGAGUUGGAAACUUACUUGGACGUAGACGUGAAUCAAAACUUAUUCAACGCAUCUGAUCGAGAUAUCAAAUUCAUUUCUCCCAGAAGAUGCGGUUACCUCUCGUGUAUGUCAAGGUUGUUCAGAUACAUUUCAAAGAGUAUGAACGGGGUAUUUGCAUUUGAAAAACCUAGUGGUGUCACAUCCAAUAAUUGUAUAUUGGAUCUUCAAAGACUUUUCACAGAAUCCGAUGUUUUUGCUGAAGAUCUACGCAAGGCUAAAGAAACUACUUAUGCCAAUUAUGCUACCGAUAAGAGGAAUUCUGAGAAAUUUAUUCAGAAAAAAGUUAGUAAAGUUAAGAUUAAAGUUGGACACGGUGGGACUUUAGACCCUCUUGCUAAAGGAGUUAUAGUGGUUGGAAUUGGAUCCGGGACUAAAAAAUUACAACAUUAUUUAACAGAAUGUCGUAAGACUUACGAAACCAAGGCAUUACUUGGAAUUUCAACAACAACUGGUGAUCAAGAGGGUGAGGUGCUAACCCAGAAUCCAAUUGAACAUAUUACCAAGGAUCAAGUUACGGCCACUGCGCCUAAAUUCAUCGGAGAUAUCAAACAGACUCCUCCAAUUUUUAGUGCAUUGAAAAUGAAUGGUAAGCCUUUAUAUGACUAUGCCAGAGAAGGGAAACCAUUACCUAAGCCAAUCAAGGCAAGAGAAGUGAAGGUCUUUGAUAUCAAAGUAUUCGAAGAAGAUUCUCUUAGUACCGAUCAUGCUUUUGCCAAGCUUGAAAGUAAAGUGGAUGAAAAUGGAGAACCAAUAGAACACUUGUUGGCAAAUAAUCCUACUUUGAAUGAUAGUCCAUUAUAUUACUCCGAGCAAUAUUUGUCUGAUCCAAAUAUUCCUGAAGAUGCAAAAAAAACUAUUAAACCCCAGCCAUUACCUACAGAUACAAAACUUCCAGAUCAAUUACCAAUGAUCCAUCUUAGCUGUGAUGUCUCUUCGGGUACUUACAUCAGAAGUCUUUUGAAUGAUUAUGGAAGAGCAAUGGGCUCAUCGGCUUACAUGGUGGAAUUGAUCAGAACCAAACAAGCAGAAUGGGAAUUGGGUAAAAACGUUUUCAAAACCUCUGAUUUUUUUGAAAAAGACGAAAGAAUAUGGGGGCCGGUCUUGAAAAAAGUUCUUGAUGGAGGUUCUGACAUUGAUUUAGACCAUGAAUUCGCCGUUCUUUCUGAACAAGUAUUACCAUUGAUUGAAAAGGAAAAGCUUCUCAAUGAACAAAGUGAACUGCCUGACCAUAAUGAACAGGAGAAACCGGAUUCAAAGAAAAGAUCUAAACACGAUGAAGACUCCGAUGUUCCUACUAAAAAGUAA
Molecule: messenger RNA, 2067 nt
Organism: Hyphopichia burtonii NRRL Y-1933
Lineage: Eukaryota; Fungi; Ascomycota; Pichiomycetes; Serinales; Debaryomycetaceae
Product: pseudouridine synthase
Exons: 2
Coding region: 1-2067 (688 amino acids)
Biological process (GO): tRNA modification; mRNA pseudouridine synthesis
Cellular component (GO): mitochondrion
Molecular function (GO): RNA binding; pseudouridine synthase activity
Source: RefSeq, a predicted model, not a curated record